AUGAACAACGAAGAGGAUACCAUGAAGGUGAUCCAGGAGAUCCAGAGCAAGAUCGACCGCGAAAAGGUCUUCCUCAAUAGCGCAAGUGACAUGCGACGCCAAACCAACAAUGACAGCGUGCGCUCUAGGCUCGAUGUUAAGAUUGAGGAAUCCCAGAAGUUGAUCGACUUCUUCGAAGGAAAGCUGCAAGAAAUGCUGAGGAAACGCGAUGACUAUCAGAUGAGACGUCUGGGACAUGGUGUAGACAGCAUGAGUAUUAGCUCGGGCUCGACCACUGUCGCACCGGGCGUGGACUUUCGAGGUGAUGGUGAGGGACCGCCGCCGCCGCCGCCGAAAGAUGCCAGUGGGAGGACUACAGACAGAGGCUCUUAUGGUUCUACGCAAUAUGGAGGAGAUAUGAUGGCGCCUCGAUAUCCCUAUGGAUCAUCGGGACCUGGUGCAUCGGCUCCUCAUCCGCGUCCCAACUUCACCAAAUUAGAUCUGAUUAAAUCCAAUACUCCGCACUUGGGUCCACGCAUUCAGCUAAUGCUUACUCAAGUUCAGUUCAAGUUGAAUGUCGAAGAGCAAUACCUCAAGGGUGUAGAAAAAAUGGUCCAGCUAUAUGGAAUGGAAGGCGAUCGAAAAAGCAAGGCAGAUGCCGCUGCUAGGCGUGUUGAGAGUAAACAGAAAAUCCAUCUUCUGAGGCAGGCCCUCAAAAGAUAUGAGCAGCUUCAUAUCGACGAUUUAGAUUUACCCGAUUCCCCUGAUGAUGACAGCAUAAAUAUGCCUAACCUACGGAAACCUUUGUCAGGCCAGCUUUCUAUCAGGGUACAGCAAAUUCGUGAUGUCGACCAUGCCUCUACUGGCCGGUUUUCACGUGGCCCUGAGACAUUUAUCUCUAUCAAGGUCGAGGACAAUGUAGUGGCAAGAACCCGAGCUUCGAGGACUGACCGUUGGGAAAACGAGUUCCACAGUGUUACAGUUGAUAAGGCUAAUGAGGUUGAAUUGACUGUUUAUGAUAAACCAGGCGAGCACGCCCUCCCGAUUGGAAUGCUUUGGGUACGGAUUUCCGACAUUGUGGAGGAUCUUCGGCGGAAGAGGAUAGAGGCUGAAGUUAACAGUUCCGGUUGGGUAUCCGCUGAUAGAAUGGGAGGUUCAAAUGUACCGCCACCUCAAUUUCCUAUGAGUCCUCAACAACAGCAGUUUGGCGGCUCAGCAAACAUCCCGGGUGGCGCGCAGGCUCAAUUCGGUGGCAAUGCAGCCAUCAUAAACCAGCCCAUUGAUGGCUGGUUCAAUUUGGAGCCUACUGGAGCCAUACAUCUUUCGAUCAACUUCGUGAAGCAGAACAAGGACCGCAGGCCGGUUGAUCUCGGCCUGGGCCGAAAGGGUGCAAUUCGACAAAAGAAGGAGGAAGUGCAUGAAAAGUAUGGACACAAGUUCGUGCAACAUCAAUUUUACAACAUCAUGCGCUGCGCCCUGUGUGGCGAUUUUCUCAAGUAUUCCGCCGGCAUGCAGUGUGAGGACUGCAAAUAUACUUGUCAUACGAAAUGCUAUCCAAGCGUCGUCACCAAGUGCAUUAGUAAAACCAAUGCCGAGACAGAUCCUGACGAAGAGAAGAUUAACCACCGCAUUCCCCACCGAUUCACUCCGUUCUCGAACGUUACAGCGAACUGGUGCUGCCAUUGCGGUUCUAUACUGCCUUUUGGAAAGAAGAAUUGCCGCAAAUGCAACGAGUGUGGCCUUACAGCACACGCACACUGCGUUCACUUGGUCCCCGACUUUUGUGGUAUGAGUAUGGCUGUGGCCAAUCAAAUUUUAGAGGGUAUCAGGGCGAAUAAACAGAGGCAAAGUAAAGGAACCUCCCUAAGUGAAAAGACAUUGAGGUCUGGUAAGAUGAGCCCUUCGAGUUCGUCCGGACCAACUUCCCCCUACAGUAGCCAGGUGACGCCCUCGUACCAGCCGAGUCUUGCCUCCCAAGAAGCAACUGAUGCCGCCAAAGCCAUGUAUACAAGCCAGACGUCACCAAUACGUUCAAGCCAACCCGAUCGAACCUCGUCGAGCUCAACAGCUGCGGCCGCUGCUGCUUCAGCUGCCAUGGGUGGGACUAUGACUUCGCAUGGUUCUCGGCCAACUCCUACAUCGGAUUACUCUGGCCGACCAGGUGGAUACGGAGGCUCAAUGGAUUCCCACGAGGAUAGAUAUGCCAGUAGUCAACAGCAGUAUAACAUCCCUUCGCAGCCGAAAUACAACCCUGCUGCAUAUGCCUCUGUUGACAGCAACUUCACGCCUCAGCCUCAACUGAUGUUACAGACCCAACAGACUCGGCCGAUCGCUCAGCAAGGCAUAUCUUCGCCUCAACAGACUCAGCCUUCCAUGUAUCCUCAAAGCGUCCCAAUUUCAAAACCACAACCUAUGCAGGAAACUCCUUCGCUCACGACAGGCUCUGGCUUACCCCCGCCUACUAGGCGACCAUUGCCCCUUGCCACCGAUCCUGGUACUGGCCAGCGAAUUGGAUUAGAUCAUUUUAAUUUCCUUGCAGUGCUUGGUAAAGGCAACUUCGGUAAAGUCAUGUUAGCAGAAACUAAAAAGUCUCGGCGUUUGUACGCGAUCAAGGUUCUCAAGAAGGAGUUCAUUAUUGAGCAUGAUGAAGUCGAGAGCAUUAAGUCGGAAAAGAGGGUUUUCUUAAUUGCAAAUCGAGAACGUCACCCGUUCUUGACCAACCUCCAUGCCUGUUUCCAAACGGAAACGCGCGUCUACUUUGUCAUGGAGUAUAUAAGCGGAGGUGACUUGAUGCUUCACAUCCAGCGGGGCCAAUUCGGGACGAAACGUGCACAGUUCUACGCAGCAGAAGUGUGCUUGGCGCUAAAAUAUUUCCAUGAAAACGGAGUCAUCUAUCGAGAUCUUAAGCUGGACAACAUUCUUCUCACAUUAGACGGGCAUAUCAAGAUCGCAGACUAUGGUUUGUGUAAAGAAGAUAUGUGGUAUGGAUCAACAACAAGCACUUUCUGUGGUACGCCAGAGUUCAUGGCCCCUGAAAUUUUACUCGAUAAGAAAUACGGCAGAGCUGUAGAUUGGUGGGCAUUUGGUGUGCUGAUAUAUCAGAUGCUUCUCCAACAAUCACCAUUCCGAGGUGAAGAUGAAGACGAAAUCUACGACGCCAUUUUAGCUGAUGAGCCACUAUAUCCGAUCCAUAUGCCGCGAGAUUCAGUGUCAAUUCUCCAGAAGCUACUGACCAGAGAAGUUGACCAGCGCCUCGGUAGUGGGCCCACUGAUGCCCAAGAAGUCAUGAGCCAACCCUUUUUCCGGAAUAUUGUAUGGGACGAUAUAUAUCAUAAGAGGGUUGCGCCACCGUUCUUACCUACUAUCAAGAAUGCAACAGAUACUAGCAACUUUGAUUCUGAGUUUACAAGUGUCACGCCCGUGCUUACACCAGUCAAUUCAGUUCUCUCCCAAGCUAUGCAGGAAGAGUUCCGUGGAUUCUCUUAUACAGCCGACUUUGAUUAGGAUUGAUCUAUACCCAUGAAUAAAUCCGGGGCACAAUCUCUCAGGUCAAAUCUUGUAGAUCUAGCAAUGGGGCCAGAGAUAGGUGUGAACUGGGACAUAAUCCAUAUGCGAAUGACUUGGAUCAAAAUACCCGAACCGGGUCACUUUGGUACAGGCCUGUUACCUGUCAUAACAACAGGCGCCUGGCAACUGCUUAAAGCCUGCUGGCAUACACGUGCUUGAGUUAUGCCAGAGAAGUCCUGCUUGCAGAUUCGCAUU
Xylaria bambusicola is the source of this 3741-nucleotide messenger RNA. RefSeq lists its product as uncharacterized. Bases 1 to 3483 code for a protein of 1160 amino acids. Gene Ontology annotation, biological process: signal transduction; fungal-type cell wall biogenesis; protein phosphorylation. The record is from RefSeq and is a predicted model, not a curated record. The transcript has 7 exons. Gene Ontology annotation, molecular function: ATP binding; diacylglycerol-dependent serine/threonine kinase activity. Lineage: Eukaryota; Fungi; Ascomycota; Sordariomycetes; Xylariales; Xylariaceae.